Cryptomeria japonica (Japanese cedar) is the source of this 2423-nucleotide messenger RNA. RefSeq names its product cellulose synthase-like protein H1. Gene Ontology annotation, molecular function: cellulose synthase (UDP-forming) activity; mannan synthase activity. Gene Ontology annotation, cellular component: plasma membrane; trans-Golgi network. Gene Ontology annotation, biological process: plant-type primary cell wall biogenesis; cellulose biosynthetic process. Lineage: Eukaryota; Viridiplantae; Streptophyta; Pinopsida; Cupressales; Cupressaceae. The record is from RefSeq and is a predicted model, not a curated record. The transcript has 9 exons. Bases 82 to 2352 code for a protein of 756 amino acids.
CAUUAGACUAUAUAGAGACUGGAAUUAACACUUCUUUUAUUGAUUCCAAAAGUUUUGGACUACGAGUUAAAGGAGAAGGAGAUGGAUUUCUGCAAAAGUUUUAGUUUAUAUGAAAAAAUCAUACAUGAAUCGAAACUGUAUAGAGCUUAUGCAUGCAUUCACUUGGUGUUUUUGUUGGUUUUUCUAGGCUAUAGAUUAGUGCACUCUAGUGUUGAAUUCAAUGGACUUUGGAUGAUAGCUUUUCUCUGUGAGCUCUGUUUUUCAUUCCAUUGGAUUCUUGAUCAGAAUGUGAAAUGGCAGCCUAUUGACUAUAAAGCCUACCCCGACAGACUUAAAAACAGAUAUGGUGGAGAAUCUGCUUCCAAGCUUCCUUCUGUCGACAUUAUUAUCACUACAACAGACCCUUUCAAGGAGCCUGCUAUAAUGACUGCCAAUACUGUUCUUUCAGUGCUUGCCGUUGAUUACCCAGUAGAAAGAAUUGCAUGUUAUGUCUCAGAUGAUGGUUCCUCUCCCAUCACUUUUUACUCUCUGGUAGAAACUCUAAGCUUUGCCAAAAAAUGGGUGCCAUUUUGCAAAAAGUUCAAUAUAGAGACAACGGCUCCAUUUAUGUAUUUCUCAAUACAAAACAAGCCUUCUGAUCCAAAGUUUCUCAGAGAAUGGCAGGAUAUGAAGGGUGAAUAUGAAAGUCUGGAGGGAAAUAUUACUAAGGCAUUAGAGACAGGACUAGCUCCAUUAGAUUCAGUUUCUCAGCAUAGUAUCAAAGGUUUUGUGUACAGAAACUCAGACAUAAGAAACCACUCAAGUGUGGUACAGGUUAUUCAUGAAGGAAAUGAAGGUGAUGUUCUUCCCCACCUCAUAUAUGUUGCAAGAGAAAAACGUCCCAAUGUUGAUCAUCAUUACAAAGCUGGCGCCAUGAACGUAAUGGCAAGGGUAUCUGGAAUAAUGACAAAUGCUCCUUAUAUUCUUAAUUUGGACUGUGAUAUGCAUGUGAGCAAUCCAAAAGCCAUACAGGAAGCUAUGUGUUUCUUCCUGGACUGCCCAUCUGAAAGAGAAUGUGGCUUUGUACAAUUUCCACAAUUAUUUUAUGGAGGCCUCAAAGAUGACCCCUUUGGAAAUCGGCAUAAAGUAUUUUUAAAAGCAACAGCCAAAGGAAUGAACGGAAUUCAAGGUCCCAUGUAUUUUGGAACAUGCUGCUUCCACAGAAGAAAGGGAUUGUAUGGAGUACCACCUGCAACAAACAAAGAAGAUAGACAAGGGAAAGACACUCGUCAUUUUUCAUCCUCUAGUUCCAUUAAGGCUUUCAAAAGUAUAUUUGGAGAAUCUUCUGCCCUCGUGGCAUCUGCACAGACUAUUAUGGAAGACACUGCAUUCCACAAGCAUUCUUCACCCUCAUUCCUUGUAGAGGAGGCCUUCAAGGUUGCUAGUUGCAGCUAUGAAGCCAAAACUGCAUGGGGCAAAGAGGUGGGAUGGAUGUAUGGAGCUACAGCUGAGGAUGUUCUUACAGGGCUGAAAGUCCAAAGUUUAGGAUGGCAUUCCAUAUAUUACACACCUGAGCAGUCAGCUUUCAUAGGAUGUGCACCAGGAAAUGGUCUAGACACUCUUAUACAACAAAAAAGAUGGGGCACAGGAUUGCUAGAGGUUUUUGUAAGCAAAUCAUGCCCUUUUCUGGGUAUGAACAAACCCAUGUCACUACGCCAAAGGAUGCUUUAUGCCUAUUUCACUUUAUGGGCAACAUGGUCUGUGCCAACCUUAUGUUAUGCAAUCUUGCCUGCCUUCAGUCUGUUAAGUGGCAAAUCGUUCUUGCCCAAGAUUCAGGAACCUUUUGUUUUCUCAAUUGCAGUGGGUCUUUUCCUCUCAGUAUAUGGGAGGAGGCUUUUGGAAUAUGUUUUGAAUGGUUGUUCUGCAAGAGAAUGGUGGAAUAACCAAAGGAUGUGGUUGAUAGUGUGCAUCUCCUCAUGGGUGUUUGCAUUGUUUGAUGUUGCAAUGAAGAUGGUGGGACUGUCUGAAACAGUUUUUGUUGUAACUCCAAAAGGGUCUGGAGAGGAAGAGCAGAGUAAGGAAGGUGAAUUCACAUUUAAUUCAUCUGCUUUGUUCAUUCCACCAACUACUGUCUUGUUGAUAAACUUAGCAGCCAUUUGUGAGAGCACUCUAAGGUUUGCGGUUGGUGGGUAUGAGAUUAAGAACAAGCCAUUUGCAGAGUAUUUUUGCAGUGUUUGGGUAGUGAUUAAUCUGCUUCCAUUCUUAAAAGGACUGGUUAGAAAGGGAAAGGGUGGUCUUCCUUGGAGUGUAAUUAUAAGAUCGUGUGCUUUGGCUAUGCUUCUCUGGACUACAAUUGUGACAUAUGGGUGUUAAAAUGAUCCAUGUAUUGACAUUGGGUUUACUUGAUUCAGUCUUUCAAUAGAUAAAUGUUUUUCUUAAUUAAA